GGGACCCUCAGAGACCCCCCUGUGUGUGCGCACGAGCGUGGGAGAGAGACAUAGGGAGACAAAGAGAAAAAGAGGAAGAGAGAGAGAGACAUAGGACAAGAUAACAAUGCUGACGCUUUUGACCGCGAUGUACCUGGUUGUCCGGGCUGCUUCAGCUCAGGCCGAACCCAUCCGUGUUUUGGUGACUGGUGCCGCCGGCCAGAUCGCCUAUUCCCUGCUGUACAGCAUCGCUAAAGGAGAUGUCUUCGGCAAGGACCAGCCAAUCAUCUUGGUUCUUUUGGACAUCCCGCCCAUGCUGCCCGUCCUGGAUGGAGUUGUCAUGGAGCUGCAGGACUGCGCUCUCCCACUGCUAAGAGAGGUGAUCCCCACGGAUAAGGUGGAGGUGGGCUUUAAGGACCUGGACGCUGCCAUCCUGGUGGGCUCCAUGCCCAGGAAGGAGGGUAUGGAGAGGAAGGACCUGCUGAAGGCCAACGUGGCCAUCUUUAAAACACAGGGAGCCGCGCUGGAGAAGUACGCCAAGAAGACCGUCAAGGUCCUGGUUGUUGGAAACCCAGCCAACACAAACUGUCUGAUCGCCUCCAAGUCCGCUCCAUCCAUUCCCAAAGAGAACUUCUCCUGCCUGACCCGUCUGGACCACAACAGGGCCCGCUCACAGGUGGCGAUGCGUGUGGGCGUGUCCUCAGAUAAGGUGAAGAACGUGAUCAUCUGGGGAAAUCACUCCUCCACUCAGUACCCUGACGUCCACCACGCCACCGUCAACCAGCACGGCAAGGAGGUCCCCGCCUACGACGCUGUGAAGGACGACAGCUGGCUGAAGGCAGACUUCAUCUCCACUGUGCAGCAGCGUGGAGCUGCCGUGAUCAAAGCCAGGAAGCUGUCCAGCGCCAUGUCCGCCGCUAAAGCCAUCUGUGAUCACAUGCGUGACAUUUGGUUCGGGACCCCUGAUGGUGAGUUUGUGUCUAUGGGAGUUUACUCCUCUGGGAAUUCCUACGGUGUUGCUGAUGACCUCAUGUACUCCUUCCCCGUCAUGAUCAAGAACAAGUCGUGGAAGGUGGUGGACGGUCUGCCGAUUAACGAUUUCUCCCGCGGUAAGAUGGACGCCACGGCGGCGGAGCUGAUCGAGGAGAGAGACACAGCUGUGUCCUUCCUGGGAGUGUGACUAGACCCCCCCACCACAGCGGCGCAGCACCCACACCCACCCAAACCCCCCCACUCACAACUGUAAACCCAGCCCACCUCCAGCGCUGCCCUGUGCGAGUGUGUGUGAGAGAGAUAGGAGGUUCUGAAUGUACGUGUGCAUCAUUUCAUACAGUAACAGAAACUGGGGAUCUGUAUUAUAGCCGUGAAUCCGCUGGGUUUUACACCGGGGUGCCACCCAGAGGAGAAGCUUCGUUCAGGGUUCAAACGCACACUGUCGUCCCGAUCAACUUAACAAGACUCCAUGUGUUCCAAUAAACGGAGAAACUUAA
Molecule: messenger RNA, 1469 nt
Organism: Astyanax mexicanus (Mexican tetra)
Lineage: Eukaryota; Metazoa; Chordata; Actinopteri; Characiformes; Acestrorhamphidae
Gene: mdh1aa
Product: malate dehydrogenase 1Aa, NAD (soluble)
Exons: 9
Coding region: 107-1159 (350 amino acids)
Biological process (GO): tricarboxylic acid cycle; oxaloacetate metabolic process; malate metabolic process
Cellular component (GO): cytosol; mitochondrion
Molecular function (GO): L-malate dehydrogenase (NAD+) activity
Source: RefSeq, a predicted model, not a curated record